AUGAACACAGCAGCAGCAGACCUCCCAAAACACACUCUCUACGAAGAAACCGGCUUUAGGAGCAUCGAGAUAUUCAACUGGCGUAUCUCAGUAACCACCAAACCAAUCGUCUCCGCCUCAGAAGCCGACAAUCUCCAAAAAUCACUCGGGAUCCCUUUACCUGAAAUGACCUUUGGGCAAAACAAAUUAGAACUAUUCCAUAUUCCGAGCGGUUGGAAAUAUGCGUUUGAUACGACCAAUGCGUUGAGGGGUGUACGAAAUGGUGAAUUAGGACCUGGGGAUGGGGCGGUUAAGGUUGGUUAUGCAGAUGCGACAGAACCUGGUACUCUACUCCCGAUGCCGAAGACUGUACCUACAAAGCCAUAUGAUUGGACGUACACCACAGUAUAUGCGGGCCAUGAAGGCGAGGCAAACGCGGGGCACGAUAUCAAGACUUUCGUGCCUGCGGAUACGGAGAACCCAGCGCAUACGAUCCCCAUAGCUGAAUUGACAAGACCAGAUCCGAUACUAUUUUAUGCUGAGGUUCCUCUAUUUGAGGAUGAACUGCAUGAUAACGGAUCAUCACAUCUACUCGUACGAAUCCGCGUAAUGCCAGGAUGUAUAUUCAUCCUCUCACGUUUCACCCUCCGAGUAGAUAACGUCCUCUUCCGCACGUUCGACACCAGGAUAUACCAUUCAUUCAUCAGCUCACCUCCACUCGUUAUCAGGGAGUCAAGUGGAUGGGAAGCACCUUACGAUGAUGUUAAAAGGUUCCUACCGAAGAAGACCGACCUUAGUCCUUUAACGGACGCAAACUUCAUCGCGAAGACUCUUAGCUCACUUCCGAAGAGUAAAUCACAGGGAGAAGGAGCUGGGACAGGUUGGAGGGCGCUAGGGACAACUAAUGAAGUUGCCGUUUUGAAGACAGCCCCAGCCACUGCUUAG
Fomitiporia mediterranea MF3/22 is the source of this 924-nucleotide messenger RNA. Its product is annotated as type 2A phosphatase activator TIP41. The coding region runs from base 1 to 924 and encodes 307 amino acids. The transcript is spliced from 4 exons. Gene Ontology annotation, cellular component: cytosol. The record is from RefSeq and is a predicted model, not a curated record. Lineage: Eukaryota; Fungi; Basidiomycota; Agaricomycetes; Hymenochaetales; Hymenochaetaceae. Gene Ontology annotation, biological process: TOR signaling.